Messenger RNA from Lodderomyces margitis, 1632 nucleotides. RefSeq names its product bifunctional DRAP deaminase/tRNA pseudouridine synthase. Gene Ontology annotation, biological process: pseudouridine synthesis. The transcript has 2 exons. Gene Ontology annotation, molecular function: RNA binding; pseudouridine synthase activity. The record is from RefSeq and is a predicted model, not a curated record. Bases 1 to 1632 code for a protein of 543 amino acids. NCBI's taxonomy places the organism in Eukaryota, Fungi, Ascomycota, Pichiomycetes, Serinales, Debaryomycetaceae.
AUGUCAACUAAUGGUGCCACUUCUGGCAUCAAAAGAAGUGGAUCACCUUCCCAGGGUUCCAAUUUGCAACAACAGCGAGCAUCCAAAGUUCGCGAUGCCCAAGGCUUCAGAUUACGUCAACAGGAAAUUGACAAAUCCGAGAAAACGGCAUUCGACCAAAUGGGAGGGUCUAAUGAUAGCAACAGCUCUCUAGUCGAGGGCAAAACGAUCGCAGAAGAAGAGGCGGAAGGGGCAAAGACACCAGAGGCAUAUAAAAAGGCAAUCCAGGAUGGUAUGGUUAGUAUCAAUUCGAAAACCGCCAACUUAGAUACUAUUGUUAGAAACGGCGACCUAAUUAGUCACAGAGGGUUCAGACGAGAACCACCGGUGAACUCAGCCCCAGUUAAAAUUGUUUAUGAGAAUGAUCAGUUACUUGUUAUAGAUAAACCAUCUGGUAUCCCAGUUCACCCCACUGGUCGGUACCGUUACAAUACAAUCACAAAGAUUUUACAGCAUGACAUGGGAAAGACAGUACAUCCAUGCAACAGGUUGGACAGAUUAACAUCUGGCUUGAUGUUUUUGGGAAAAACUGCCCAGGGGUCAAAUGAAUUUAUGAAGCAGAUAAGAGACAGAAAUGUGUCAAAAGAGUAUAUUGCUAGGGUGAAGGGACAAUUUCCCACCCUAACCAUUACAAUAAACAAGCCUUUAUAUACGUUGAGCCCCAAACACACUUUAAACGUUGUCGAUGAGGAGCAAGGGAAGGAGGCUGUUACUGAGUUCAAACGUGUAUCUUAUGAUCCAGUCACCGAUACCAGUGUGGUUAAAUGCCACCCUUCAACAGGAAGAACGCAUCAAAUUAGAGUUCAUUUGCAAUACAUAGGUCAUCCAAUAGCCAAUGACCCCAUUUACUCCAACACGUACGUUUGGGAUGAAAACCUUGGAAAGGAUGGAAAAGCAAACUAUGAAGAAGUUAUAUCGAGAUUGGAUUCUAUCGGGAAAACUAGGGCUGCUUCAAGUUGGAUACACCCAGAAGAGGACGGGGAGGUUCUCUCUAAUGAAAUAUGUCCACACACAGGCUUACCCUUGUACACAGACCCUGGUUUUAAUGAUCUUGAGCUUUGGUUGCAUGCAUAUUUGUACGAGGCAGAUGAUGGGUCGUGGUCGUAUAAAACGGAAUACCCAGAAUGGGCACUUGAGAACAGCAGAAAAUUUAUGGUUCAAGCGUUGAAAGAAGCAAAUAAAUGUGGAGAAACACAGACGCAAUUUAAUGUAGGAUGUGUGCUUGUUCAUGAUGGUAAAGUUCUUUCUACGGGCCAUUCUAGAGAGCUUGAGGGAAACACUCAUGCUGAACAAUGCGCAUUGGAAAAGUAUUUUGAAAAGGCUGGAGCGAGGGAAGUCCCACUCGGUACAGAACUAUUCACCACAAUGGAGCCUUGUUCGUUUCGUUUGAGUGGUAAUCUUCCGUGUGUUGAAAGAAUCUUGCAAACACCAGGGAUCGAAACAUGCUUUGUUGGCGUGGUUGAGCCAGACGAUUUUGUCAAGGACAACACAUCGUACAAGAUUCUUAAAGAUGCUUCUGUAGCAUACGUGCAUAUUCCUGGUUAUGAAAAUGAGUGUUUGAAAAUUGCAAAAAAAGGACAUGAUAAAAUUUGA